Hydatigera taeniaeformis is the source of this 513-nucleotide messenger RNA. NCBI's taxonomy places the organism in Eukaryota, Metazoa, Platyhelminthes, Cestoda, Cyclophyllidea, Taeniidae. The record is from the annotation of a GenBank genome assembly.
AUGACACUCAACUUUUCAUGUGUCAGGCCUGUAUUUUAUCCUCUCUCUCUCUCUACUACUACUACCACUACUAUAGAUGAAAUUGGAAUUCUAUCACCGCAAGGCUUCUGUCAAGGGGUCGGCGAACGUCGCGUUCCAACUGUUCACACCUUGCACGAUGCUGGAACCACCUGUGCUGUCAAUGUCACUAACGUCGUCUUUCCUGCUGGUUCUUAUUGCUUCUACAGGACUGCAAAAGUUUGCCCACCCGGUCUUCCUGAACUGCAGACCAGUGUUUUUGAGGGUCUGGUUCGUUCUUUCCUCCUACAGACCAUGUUUCUUCCCUCACCAGCCUUGAGUGAUGAAAAGGAGUUGUGCUGUCAAUCCGAGGAGUCUCUGGGCGCCAUCGAAUUGCCACUCAACAUAACAGCACCUUUUGCGCUGCCGGCAUUGCAGGCGUCUUGCCAGAGCUUUGUUGGGUUUACAGUGGAUCAGACCAAAGGUUUCUGCGAGUAUACGCCCAUCACUGGUUAG